Molecule: messenger RNA, 5265 nt
Organism: Uranotaenia lowii
Lineage: Eukaryota; Metazoa; Arthropoda; Insecta; Diptera; Culicidae
Exons: 1
Coding region: 1-5265 (1754 amino acids)
Biological process (GO): proteolysis; DNA integration
Molecular function (GO): aspartic-type endopeptidase activity; nucleic acid binding
Source: RefSeq, a predicted model, not a curated record
AUGGCUUCGGAACGCCGAAUCAAGUCGCUGAAACUGCGAUUGCGUAGCAUCGAGACGUCGUUUAACCUCAUCAAAGUGUUUGUGGACAAUUUUGAUGAAGAAACCCAGUCGAUGGAAGUCCCUGUGCGACUGGAGAAUCUUGGUGUCCUAUGGGCGGAUUUCGGCAAAACUCAAGCCGAGCUUGAAGCUGCUGAUGUCGAAGAUUCCGCUGUAAUCGAUCAGCAACUCAAACAGCGAGCACAGUUCGAGACGGAUUACUAUCGUGUCAAGGGUUUUCUGCUGUCCGUGAAUAAAAUAACAACAACAAGUUCACAAUUUUGUCAGUCCAGUUCGCAUUUCCCUGCUUCUUCCCAGAUUCGACUUCCAGAUGUGAAACUCCCCGUAUUUAAUGGAACGCUCGAACACUGGCUAAACUUUCAUGAUCUGUUUAUUUCACUGGUACACUCCUCCAGUGAAUUAUCCAAUAUUCAGAAGUUCUAUUACCUUCGAUCGUCGUUGGCUGGGGAUGCGUUGAAACUUAUACAGACGAUUGCGAUCAGCGCCAACAACUACCCCGUGGCUUGGAACUUACUCAUCGAUCACUUUCAAAAUCCGGCACGACUAAAGCAAACUUACGUUGACUCUCUGUUUGAGUUUGCUCCGUUGAAGAAAGAAUCCGCAGCUGAUCUUCAUUCGCUAGUUGAACGUUUUGAAGCCAAUGUUCGUAUUUUGAAGCAGCUGGGAGAAAAAACGGAAUUCUGGGAUGUCUUGCUCAUUCGCAUGCUUAGUAUUCGUCUCGAUUCUACCACACGAAGAGACUGGGAAGAAUUUUCAUCAUCACAUGAAGCCACCACCUUUCAAGAUCUGGUCAGCUUUCUCCAACGACGGGUCACCGUUUUGCAGAGCGUCAGCAACAUGCAUCUGGAAACUUCUUCGGCUCCGGCUCCCAAAAGGCAGGUUCAACGUACAUCGAUCAUAAGUAAUGGUGCUACGCAAUAUUCCUCCCGUCAAUGCUAUGCCUGUUGUGAACAUCAUCCCCUCUAUAUGUGCUCCACCUUCUCAAAGAUGUCAGUCGAAGACAAGGAUAAGCUCGUGCGUCGCCAACAACUGUGCAGAAAUUGUUUACGCAAGGGUCAUCAAGCCAAAGUCUGCCAAUCGAAAAACUCCUGCCGCAAAUGUAGAGGGCGCCAUCACAGUCAACUGUGCAGUCAAGAAACCUCUUCUGCCGAAACCAGUCAACCUAGAGCGGAUGCGAUGGUUCCCAAGGAUCCUGUUCAUGUCAGCGGAGAAUGUUCUUCGCUAUCAGCAGCAGUUGGAAAGCCUCUCAAUAAGGGUCACCCACACCAGGUGCUCCUUGCAACGGCCGUGAUCAAACUGAUCGACGAUCAUGGCAACACUCAUCUCGCGAGAGCACUCCUCGACUCGGGCAGUGAAUGCAGUUUCGUCACCGAGUCAUUUUCGCAGCAGCUGAAGUCUCGUCGUACCAAGGUUCACCUAUCAAUCUCUGGAAUCGGCCUGUCUUCCACUCACGCUCGUUGUAAACUUCGCACCACCAUACAGUCUCGAGUUACGCAAUUUUCCACCAUCGUAGAGUUUCUAGUACUGCCAAAACUCACACUCAAUUUGCCGUCUGCAACACUAGACAUUUCAAAAUGGAAUCUACCGAAGGAAAUAGAGCUUGCAGAUCCCACCUUUUACCAAAAUUCUCCCAUCGACAUCAUCUUAGGUGCAGAAGUGUUCUUCGACUUGUUUAAGCCUUCUGGAAGAAUUCCUCUGGGAGAAUCACUGCCUGUUCUGAUAAAUUCCGUUCUGGGAUGGGUCGUGUCUGGCAAGGUCACAAGCUUCAAUACAGUCAGCCCAGUUAUUUCCAAUCUUGCAACAGUAGCUGACCUUUACCAACUUAUGCAGCGUUUUUGGGUAAUUGAAGAGGAAGAUUCUACUCCUUGUGUGUCGGUGGAAGAAGCAGCCUGUGAGCAACACUUUGUUCGCACUGUUCAACGCAACUCGGAAGGUCGAUACGUAGUUCGGCUGCCCCUGAAGGAGCCAGUAUCCGCCAUUGGUGACAAUCGCAGCAUCGCCCUACGACGAUUUCACAUGAUCGAGUCCCGUUUGCAACGAAACAAGGAUCUACGAGCUGAAUACCAAGAGUUCAUGUCUCAGUACGCUGCCCUAGGUCACAUGCAACGAGUAGAUCACACAACGCACUCCAGCCCGCAGUACUAUCUUCCACAUCACGCAGUCAUUAGGGAAGAAAGUUCCACGACCAAGGUGCGAGUCGUCUUUGACGCUUCCUGCAAAUCGGUAACUGGGAAAUCGUUGAACGAUGUACUCAUGGUCGGCGCAGUCAUCCAAGACGAUCUUCGAGCCAUCAUCUUGCGAACCCGAAUCAACGCAAUUUUGCUCAUCGCCGACAUCAAACAGAUGUAUCGCCAGAUCCUAGUAGACGAACGUGAUACACCUCUUCAAAGAAUUCUCUGGCGGAACUCACCCGAAGAACCCAUCAGCACAUUCGAGUUGAGAACCGUCACCUACGGUACGGCUAGCGCACCUUUUCUAGCCACUCGAACACUUCAACAACUCGCCGAAGACGAACAAGCAGAUUUCCCGCUGGGCUCAAAGGUUCUCAAACGUGAUGUGUAUGUAGACGAUCUUGUGACCAGCGGAAGGACGGCCGAAGAAUUGCUGGAGGUACGGAAGCAGCUUGACCAGAUGUGCAGACGAGGUGGAUUCGAAUUUCGCAAAUUUGCUUCGAAUUUGGAUUCAGUAUUGGAAGGGGUUCCUGCUGAAAGACGUGCGCUCCAAUCUUCUGUUGAACUCGCUACCGAUCAAUGUAUCAAGACCCUGGGAUUGCAUUGGGAACCAACUUCGGACCACUUUCGUUUCAAAAUUCAUCUACCCGAACAAUCCCAGUCCACCCUCAUGAGCAAAAGAAUGGCCCUUUCUCAGAUUGCUCAGCUCUUCGACCCGUUAGGAUUGGUAGGUCCAGUCAUCGUUACAGCGAAGGUGUUCAUGCAGACUCUGUGGAGUCUCAAAGCAGACGACGGCAAAGCCUGGGGAUGGGAUCAACCUUUACCACCCUCACUUACAACGUACUGGCAAAACUACUAUUCGCAGUUACCUCUUCUGGAGCACCUUCGAGUUCCUCGUUGCAUUGUGCUACCCCAAUUCGAUACGAUACAACUGCAUCUGUUCUCUGACGCAUCGGAACACGCUUAUGGUGCUUGUGCAUACUUCCGGUCAACAGAUUCCUCUGGCGCCAUUUCUGUCGGUCUCCUAACAGCCAAAUCUAAAGUAGCCCCACUGAAGAAGCGUAGCAUACCAAGGCUUGAGCUUUGCGGAGCACUCGAAGCAGCUCAAUUAUACCACAAAAUAUCCUCAGCAUUCGGGCAAAAGUUUCAGACGUUUUUCUGGGUCGAUUCAACUACUGUGCUCGCUUGGCUGAAGGCAAGCCCUUCAGUUUGGACAACAUUUGUCGCAAACCGCGUUUCCAAAAUCCAGCUUUCGACAGAGGGUACAUCCUGGAAUCACGUCUCUGGUCAGCAAAACCCAGCUGAUCAUAUCUCGAGGGGUAUCGAUGCUCAAACGUUGAUUUCAUGUGAGCUAUGGUGGCAAGGACCAGAUUGGCUUCGCUCGAAUCAGUGGCAACCAUCAUCGUCGACAUCCUCCUUUGAAACCCAGUUAGAAUUCCGUACAUCGAGGCCCGCAGGACUGAUGACCACAACCACAAAGACAUUCCUCGACUCUUACAUAGAACGAUUUUCAAAAUAUCAAACCAUGCUGCGCGUGACAGCAUUCUGCAUGCGGUUUUGCCACAAUUCUCGGAAGGGGGCGAUUCGGAAGUGCCAGGCUUUUCUAUCAACCAUAGAAAUCCGUGAUGCUGAAACAACUCUCAUUCGGUGGGUUCAAGCUCAAGAGUUUCCAGAGUGCAUUGAAGCUCUGCGAGCUUCAAAAUCGAUCCCCGCCAAAUCUCGCCUUAGAUGGUUUACACCGUUUCUGGAUCCGAGCCAAAUAAUGCGCAUAGGAGGACGAAUUGACAGAUCGCCGCUAAACUACGACGCUAGGCAUCAAAUUUUGCUUCCCUGCAAUCAUCGUUUUUCCGCAUUAUUGGUCGAGUGUCUUCACGAAAGAAAUCUGCAUGCUGCUCCGCAAUUGCUCGUGGGAUUACUCCGCCUGAAGUACUGGAUCAUAGGGGCCAGAAACCUGGCCAAAACCAUUGUCCAUCGCUGCCUAAUCUGCGUCCGAGCUCGCCCUAAAUUGGUGGAACAAUUUAUGGCGGAGCUGCCAAAGGAACGCAUAAGCGCAAGUCGUCCUUUUACGAUAACGGGAGUGGAUUACUGGGGCCCUAUUUUCCUGAAACCUCCGCAUCGUCGUUCAGCACCCAUCAAAUCGUUCGUAGCCGUUUUCGUUUGCUUCAGCACAAAGGCCGUGCACAUUGAAAUGGUUUCGGACUUAACUACAGCGAAAUUCGUUCAGGCUCUGAGACGCUUCGUCUCGCGUCGGGGUCCACCCUCCGAUCUACAUAGCGACAAUGGCAGAAACUUUCUCGGUGCUAAAAACGAGUUGCACCGUCUUCUUCGCAAUCCAGAGUACAACGAGAAAGUAGCAAUUGAAUGUGCCGAUUGCAACAUCCGUUGGCAUUUCAAUCCACCGAGGGCAUCGCAUUUCGGCGGGCUAUGGGAGUCUGCCAUCAAUUCAGCACAAAAACACUUCGUCCGUGUGGUCCGGGACCGCGCUCUGGCAUACGACGACAUGCACACCCUAUUAUGCCAGAUAGAAUGCUGCCUUAAUUCACGGCCGAUCGUUGCCUUGAGUGACGAUCCUUCCGAUUUCGAACCGCUGACACCUGGUCACUUCCUGGUUGGUACAUCUCUAAAGGCGGUCCCAGACGAAAAUCUAUCUGCAGACACGGUUCAUUAUCUGAAGAAGUGGCAACUCGUUCAGAAACUCUUCCAAGAUGUGUGGCGACGCUGGCACCUAGAAUAUUUGACAACGUUACAACACAGAGUUAAAUGGUGCAACCCACCUGUAACGAUACGAGAGAACCAGCUUGUCCUAUUGAAGGAAGAGGGAAUUCCACCGAUUCGUUGGCCGACAGCGAGAAUCACAAAAAUCCAUCCAGGAGCUGAUGGAAUCACUAGAGUGGUAACACUUAAAACUCCCAAGGGCUCGUGCACUAGACCGGUGGCGAAAAUUUGCCUGUUGCCGAUUACAUCAGCAUCGGAGGAAUCAAAAUUAACUACCGACGCUGAGCAAUCAACAUCAGACAGAAUUUGGAAGAAAUCAUAG